AUGGCUGCUGGAGUGGCAACCUGGCUGCCCUUUGCUCGGGCAGCAGCUGUGGGCUGGCUCCCACUGGCCAAGAAGCCUAUGCCCAAACCUCCUCUCGAUAAUAAACGCCGCCAUGAUGAAAUCUUAGUGGUCAACGUUAGUGGAAAACGCUUCCAAACGUGGAAGAAUACCCUUGACCGUUAUCCAGAUACCUUGUUAGGCAGUUCCGAGAAGGAAUUCUUUUUUGACGAAGACAGCAAGGAAUAUUUCUUUGAUCGCGACCCAGAGAUGUUUCGGCACAUUCUCAACUUCUAUCGUACCGGCAGGCUCCAUUACCCCCGCCAGGAGUGCAUACAGGCCUUUGACGAAGAGCUGUCCUUUUAUGGAAUCAUCCCAGAGCUGAUUGGUGACUGCUGCUUGGAAGAAUACCGAGAUCGCAAGAAGGAGAACGCAGAGCGCCUGGCUGAGGAUGAAGAAGCCGAGAUUGCCACGGACACUGCCUUGCCGCCAGAUAGCACAUUCCGCCAACAGCUCUGGAGAGCAUUCGAGAACCCCCACACCAGCACUAUGGCUUUGGUCUUCUACUAUGUGACUGGUUUCUUCAUUGCCGUCUCGGUCAUUGCCAAUGUGGUGGAGACAAUCCCAUGCCGGCCAGCUCCUGGGCAGAAGAGAAGCAUGUCGUGUGGGGAUCGUUUCCCCAAAGCUUUCUUCUGCAUGGACACAGCCUGUGUCCUCAUCUUCACUUUUGAGUAUUUCAUGCGGCUUUUUGCUGCCCCAAGUCGAUUUAAGUUCAUGAAGAGUGUGAUGAGUAUCAUUGACGUUGUGGCCAUCAUGCCUUAUUAUAUUGGGCUGGUGAUGCCAGAAAAUGAAAACGUCUCUGGGGCCUUUGUGACCCUGAGAGUCUUCCGUGUCUUCCGCAUCUUCAAAUUCUCACGCCACUCACAGGGCCUAAGGAUCCUGGGCUAUACUCUUAAGAGCUGUGCCUCUGAGUUGGGCUUCCUUCUCUUCUCCCUCACUAUGGCUAUCAUCAUCUUUGCUACAGUUAUGUUCUAUGCCGAGAAGAGCACAACGGAGACCAACUUCACCAGCAUCCCUGCUGCCUUCUGGUACACUAUCGUCACCAUGACCACACUUGGCUAUGGUGACAUGGUUCCAAGCACCAUUGCAGGGAAGAUCUUUGGAUCCAUCUGCUCUCUAAGUGGGGUGCUGGUCAUCGCCCUUCCUGUACCUGUCAUCGUUUCCAACUUCAGCCGUAUCUACCACCAGAAUCAGCGUGCAGAUAAACGACGGGCUCAGCAGAAAGUUCGCCUGGCCCGAAUACGCCUGGCCAAGAGUGGCACUACCAAUGCUUUUCUUCAGUAUAAGCAGAAUGGAGGCCUUGAGGACAGAGAUCCUGAUGCACAUGCCUUGGCAGCGCGCAACCGAUCAGCUUUUGAACAACAGCACCACCAUCUCUUGCACUGCUUGGAGAAAACUACAAGUCAUGAGUUUACUGAUGAACACUCCUACAGUGACUUUUGUCUGACUGAACCCCUGGGUUACCGCACCAGCCGCAGCACUUCUCUCUCCUCUCAGCAAGGAAGCAAAGGGGUUCUAAGCACCUCCUGCUGCCCCCGCCGCAACAGGCGCCGCACCACCCGUCUCACCAACUCCACCAUGUCUGUGAGCCGUGCCAGUGCUCAGGAGCUGGAUAUGCUGAACAGCCAGAAAAGUUCUGCCCCCCAGAGUCGUUCCAACCUGAAUGCCAAAACCCAUGACAACUUGAAGCUGAACUGUGACACAACUGACUUCACAGCAGCCAUUAUCUGCAUCCCCACUCCUCCUGCCAACACACCAGAUGACAGUCACCCUCCGUCACCUAGAGGCCCGGGUGGACCCGUACGCAAUUCCAGCCUUUCCCCUCCAUACCUUCUUCACGAGACUGUCAAGAUCUCCUCCUUGUAA
This is a messenger RNA of Pseudonaja textilis, 1923 nucleotides long. It is a transcript of the gene KCND1, whose product is annotated as potassium voltage-gated channel subfamily D member 1. NCBI's taxonomy places the organism in Eukaryota, Metazoa, Chordata, Lepidosauria, Squamata, Elapidae. Gene Ontology annotation, cellular component: voltage-gated potassium channel complex; dendritic spine; postsynaptic membrane. The record is from RefSeq and is a predicted model, not a curated record. Gene Ontology annotation, biological process: protein homooligomerization; potassium ion transmembrane transport; action potential. Gene Ontology annotation, molecular function: protein binding; A-type (transient outward) potassium channel activity.